CUGAGGUUGUACAUUGCAAUGGUGCUUAGAAUUAAAUAACAGGGAUUGAGUUGUAAAUAUCAGCGCAAGUGCAAAGACAUACAUGCGUGUGCGCUUCUAUAUGUAUGUAUGCAUCUACAUGUUAUAAGUGAAAUAAAUUAUCAUGGGAAAUAAUGCAAUUUUUCGGAUAAGCUUUUGUAUUACUUUGAGUGUUUCAAUAAACGCAAAGCUUUUUACAAAUAGCUCACAAGGUCAUUACCUCACAAAGAACAGAUGCUUGAAUCCCCCGCGAACUGCACGACGGGUGGAAAAUUUUAUACAGGAAUGUCAGGAAGAAGUAAAAAAUAAAAUUCUUAAUGAGGCGUUCCUGAUUCUUAAAGAUGAAGCUUACAAGGAUUAUUCGACACUGGAUAUGAAUAACUAUAACAUGAAUUUGGGUGGAAACUCUGGAACUAUUGAAUCUCUACGACAUGUAAUCCAAGAGCCAUCAUCAGUGCAUAUGCCCUCCGCUGCUCCUUAUCCAACUGGAUCUCCCAGACCGUCAAUAAGACGCUUACUACAUGGAAUACAGCGCAUUGCGCAUGACCCGGCAAAUGCUGUCUACCACCCCACAAUAGUAUCAUACGAAGAUAAACGCAUAGCAGGAUGCCUACUACAUUGCAUAUACGCAAGAAACAAUGCUAUCGACAAACUUGGAUGGCCUACGCUUGAUGGCCUCGUAGACUUUUAUUCAGAGGGUGUGAACGAACAUGAAUUCUUUAUGGCCACUUUGCGAUCCGUAAACCUUUGCUUGCACGCAAUAACAAUGAAGUAUCGUAUCAAUCGCCGGAAACUGCCAGAGCAUGGAGAAAGUUGUGAUUUAGCUUUCGAUGUAUUUGAUUGUAUUUCGGACCAAAUUACGGGCUAUUGCUUCGAUCAAUAUAAUUGAUAUACAUAUAUUUAAUAAAGUGCACACACAUACAUAUA
Molecule: messenger RNA, 945 nt
Organism: Ceratitis capitata (Mediterranean fruit fly)
Lineage: Eukaryota; Metazoa; Arthropoda; Insecta; Diptera; Tephritidae
Gene: Obp73a
Exons: 4
Coding region: 143-907 (254 amino acids)
Molecular function (GO): odorant binding
Source: RefSeq, a predicted model, not a curated record